AUGUUUAGUAUUUUUAAUAAAAAUAAAACAAAUUCUCGCGUCACAACUAAAAAUGAUACUUUGAAAAAUGACCAACUACUAGAAAAAGAUGAUAUUAUUGAUAUUGAUGAUCCCAUUAUUCCAUCGACCGAUAAAAUAAAUUUAGUUGAGCACAACUGCAAUGAUUUGGGAAACAUAGAAACUGGACCUAUGCGCCCCAUACUAACAGCAUAUCCAAAAACAAAAUUUGGUUCUCAGUUUAGGUCAUUCAGCAGUGAAUAUUUCAAUACUUAUAAGUGGCUUGAAUACAGUGUUCUGUGUGAUGCAGCAUUUUGUUAUGCUUGUCGGAUGUUUGGUAAUAAAAAUAUGGAAGAUACUUGGACAACAAUAGGAUUUAAUAACUGGCAUAAACUUUCAGAAAGAUUGAAGAAACAUAACUCUUCUAAGAGCCAUUUGACAUUUGUUUCAAAACUGGCUCUUAGUAUAUCAGCUAAAAAGUCUGGAAGUGUUCUAUCACAACUGUCUGCUGCACAUCAAGAAGAAAUUAAGCAAAAUCGAAAUUAUAUGUGCCAUAUUAUAGAUAUAGUUUUAUACCUCAGUAAACAAGGAAUGGCAUUUCGAGGUCACUAUGAAGACACUACUUCACUUAAUCAAGGUAAUUUCAAAGAGCUGUGCAACAUGUAUGUGAAAUCAGUACCUGGAUUUCAAAGUAUGUAUAACCGGCAUGUUAAUUAUACUAGUUGGAAAAUCCAGGAUGAAAUUAUUCAACUAUGCGCUGAUGAAGUUAAUGAAAUUAUUGUAAAUGAGGUUUCUUCUGUUGGAUUUUUUGCUCUGAUGUGUGAUGAAGCAAGAUGCCAUAAAGAAGAGCAAUUAUCUAUAUUUGUUGUGGAUGUAUCGGUAUAUGUUCACUUUUCGAAACCUACAAACCAUAUUAAAUUAUCUGAAGUACAAACUAAAUUAGGUUUGAAAAAAGGUUCUAUAAUGAGGGUUUGCGAUACUCGUUGGAUUUGCCGUUUUAAAAAUUGUAAAGCCAUCAUUGAAAAUUAUGUUGCUAUUGUUGAUACACUUAAGAUUGAAAUUGAGGAUCAAGCUGAUAAAAAUGUGCCUCAAGCAAUAGGAAUUCUCACUUCAAUAGGAAGAAGAAAGUCAGUAAAUAUUAUUAAUGGAGUUAUAUCAACAUUUAAAAGUCUAAGAUCUGAUGAAUCGUUUACUAACCUUUGGACUAGAAUUGAACAAUUUUCUGAGGAAAAUGAAAUAGAUCUUCAAAUUCCAACUACAGGAUCAAAACGUAAACGAAAUCAUCCAAAUAAAUUGAAUGAUUUUGCUUUAUUUACCAAUACUAGUGCUCAACAUGAAACAGUAGAUAAGGAUGUUGCAGUUAAUGUUUAUUGGAGACAAACAGCUUAUAUGCGUGUCAUUGAUCAAGUGAUAACUAAUUUAGAAAAAAGGUUCUCAGCUGAAAGCUUAUAG
This is a messenger RNA of Macrosiphum euphorbiae (potato aphid), 1449 nucleotides long. NCBI's taxonomy places the organism in Eukaryota, Metazoa, Arthropoda, Insecta, Hemiptera, Aphididae. The record is from the annotation of a GenBank genome assembly.